Messenger RNA from Dracunculus medinensis (Guinea worm), 606 nucleotides. Lineage: Eukaryota; Metazoa; Nematoda; Chromadorea; Rhabditida; Dracunculidae. The record is from the annotation of a GenBank genome assembly.
AUGCUAGGAUUUUAUGUAAUUAUCUUUUCAUUCUUAAUAACAAUCGCUGAUGGAUGUUUCACAUCAGGGGUUUGCCAACAUUGCAUACCUAUGCCACAACCAUCAUGUUCAACAGGUUGCAGCACCGGUUACUCGUGUGGUCACUAUGGUUGUUAUUCGAGAGCACGAGCUAGAUCAUCGAAAACACUUAAGAAAAUUGGAAGCUUUGAAGAUGAGGAUGAAAAAAGUUUGGUAACUGAACUCCAAAAUCCAAAUGAAAAAUUUUUUAAUUGUUGUGUGGAACGGAAUCUUCCUGAUGCUUGCUUGCAAAAAUGCUCAUUUAAUACAUAUUCGAGAAAUGCCUUACAGGCAAUGUUUUUCCGCUCAGAUCCUUGUCCAAUGCAGGCUGCUAGCGAUAUACACUUUUGCGCAGCUCAAGGACAGGAUCACCGACAAUGUUGUUUAUCUAACGGAGUUGCAGCAACCAUUGCUGGUGCAAAAUGUUUGACAUUUUGCGAUCAGCGCCCCGAUCACAUAACUCAACUUGAUAUCUCAUACCUACCAUGCUACGAUCGCUUCGAAAAUAUUAAAGGAUGUUUUUGGGAAUAUCUCAACCAAUAUAAUUGA